Molecule: messenger RNA, 1443 nt
Organism: Oppia nitens
Lineage: Eukaryota; Metazoa; Arthropoda; Arachnida; Sarcoptiformes; Oppiidae
Product: myb-like protein D
Exons: 4
Coding region: 1-1443 (480 amino acids)
Biological process (GO): negative regulation of canonical Wnt signaling pathway; non-canonical Wnt signaling pathway; canonical Wnt signaling pathway
Molecular function (GO): Wnt-protein binding
Source: RefSeq, a predicted model, not a curated record
AUGGCAAAUUGUAAAUUUUUAGAUUUAGUAUAUAUAUUAUUGUGUCUACUUAUUAACACAAUAAUCCUGGUCAGAGCCAAUACAUUUCAAUGGGCUAACGAUCCUAAUUUGGAAUCAACAUCCCAUUGGCACAGAGACUCCCAGCAAAACGGUGCCGCAGUAUGUGUGGACAUACCGUCAAAUGUGACACUAUGUCAGGGAAUUGGUUACACAAAAAUGCGUUUACCUAACCUAUUAAAUCACGACACACUACGUGAAGUGUCUGAACAGGCAAAAAGUUGGAUACCAUUGUCUCAGUUGGACUGUCAUCCCGACACCAAACUGUUUCUGUGCUCUCUAUUCAGUCCAGUUUGUUUAGAUCAUCCGAUACCUCCGUGUCGGUCACUCUGUCAAACAGUGCAAACAGCGUGCGAACGGGUAAUGUUGAACUAUGGCUACUCGUGGCCUACGAUCGUAAAGUGCGACCAGUUUCCCAUCGACAACGAUAUGUGUAUUCAGGCACAACAUGGCCGACAACAAUCGGUAGCCGCCGCCGCACCGCCACUGGUGUCGCAAACAUCCGAUAGAAGUUCAAAUCAUAACAACAAUCGUGUGGUGACCAGCUCUGACCAGCACCAGGAGGUCAAACAUCAUCGUAAGCCUGGCAGCUCUCAUCGUAAUAAAGGCAAUGGCAAACAUAAGAGACGUAACCAUAAUGUUGAUAUUGUGGACGACAACAACAGCAACAGUCAGCGACAAUCGACUACCGGCGCUCACAAAGUGACAGUAUAUGAACCACAAGUCGGACAUCUACAGGUGCAGCCAAACUUGGAUGCUAGUCGUGUCGAUAACAAUAAUGAGAUGUCGGUUAAUACGGAUAGACCGCCGAUUAGGAAAUGGAGUGAUAGUCAGCGCCAGCUCUACAAUGAUGUCAUUACAAACUUUUGUCGAUCACAAUGGAUACUGAAAGCUCGUAUAUAUCCAGUGAAUAACAACAAAAAUGAGAUAAAAAUACGUAACUAUCGGCUAAUACACGGAGAGAUGCGACCAAAUCAGGCGCCGGUAGUGUUAAGCGCCAACAGUACUGUUAUCGAAAAACUUAUGGAUAACGCCGACCAGUCGUCUUCAUCGUCACCAGUCAUCACCAAACAGACCACUGACGCCCAGCGCCGGUAUUUUAUAAUAGGCACCACCGAUGCCGACACCAAUACUAAUUGGGCAACUUUUGUAAUGCAAUGGCCGCACAAAUCGCCACAAUUGAGAAAAGCACUGAAGGCUAUAACUAAUAACGACUACGAUUGCACUAAACAAGACAACAGUGAACAUACCAGUGCUGGCAAUAAUACAGGUGCUGGUCAUCAGCGACAACACAAUAAUAAUAAUAAUAAUAGACAAUCGCAGCGACAAAAUAAUGAGCGAAAAAAUCAUCGAAAAGAUCGCCAAAGAGUUGGUUCAAAAAAAUAA